Messenger RNA from Orussus abietinus, 1699 nucleotides. RefSeq names its product golgin-45. The record is from RefSeq and is a predicted model, not a curated record. Gene Ontology annotation, cellular component: Golgi membrane. The transcript has 6 exons. Lineage: Eukaryota; Metazoa; Arthropoda; Insecta; Hymenoptera; Orussidae. The coding region runs from base 105 to 1487 and encodes 460 amino acids. Gene Ontology annotation, biological process: Golgi organization; Golgi to plasma membrane protein transport.
UAUUGCAUAUGUUGCAGUUACAAUCAGCUGAUCGUUAAAUACCCAAUAGUAAUCGGGGUAAUCGAGUGACGCUAAUUGUGGAAAGUGACGUGCUUUAAAAAGUCAUGGGUGACCAUAUAAUUGAGAUAAAAAAUGACGAGAAAAUUGCUACUUUUACCAAUUUAAGAAAGAGCAGCAGUAAGAGUGUCAAUUCACAAGACACUCAGGCAAUGGUUUGUCCAGGACGUACUCAAGGUGAUGGAAUGGAGAAUGUAACAUUGGGUAAAGGCGAGUUGAAGCAGGGGAAAUUUAGACUCGGAGAUACGCUUAUUUAUCAUCCUACGAAUCUCAAACAGUUAAAUUCAACUCCUCCUGUGACACCAACAGGCACGAUCGUUAAUCUUAUUCCUAGGAGUAUCACUCACACUAAGAGAGAGAACCAUGUAUUGAGUUCUUUAAAAGUGAAAGAACCUAAAUUCGUGCCGUAUGAACCUUAUAAAGCUGCCGUUAAGCCAAUUGUACCGUUUGAAAAGAAGCACAGAAAGAUGCUAAAGAAUAACCUUGGUAUCAAUGCGAUGGUUGCUCAAAUGAUGUUGAAAACCGAAGAAGCGAGUAUCAAAGGAGAUGAAUUCAGCAAAGAUAAUAACUCCCCAGAGGUUAAAGAAAGAAAAAAGAGUAAUUUGGAACAUGAAUGGGAAAAGGAAAGGAAAAUGUAUGAAGUCGAAAUUCAGAAAUUGAAAGAAGAAAACAGUCAACUCGAGUCUCAACUUAAAUUCCAAGCACAAGUAAACGGAGAAUUAAAAAAUUUAUUAGUAGCUGCAGUCGGAGAGGACAUUGAAACUAGAGUUCAUGUGCUUACAGAAGAUAAAUUGCAACUUUCUCGAGCACUCCUAAAUUCUGCUCAGCAUCUCAGUACCCACCAAGAACAAACCGAGUGGCUGGCUGGACAAUGCGAGGUUUGGAGGAGUAAAUUUUUAGCCAGCAGUUUAAUUGUCGAAGAACUCGCUAAAUGGAAGGCUGCACUGUGCCAAAGAACGACUGACCUUCAAGAAGCAAUAAAGAGAUUGUUAGAAGAACGAAGCAAGGUCAGAGAUACGUCUCUGAAAACGUAUAAAAUUCUCAGUAUUCUUCGUGAAAAUUUUGAUACCGUUGGAGCUGUAUCAUAUAGGAGACACGAACUACCUAGUACAAACAUCAUCGACGUAGCGGAAGGGUGUUGUCAACUCUCAGAAAUUCUCAAGGUUCAGCUCUUAAGUGGGAUGGAUGGGAUUAAUCUUCGUAACGAAAUAAAUAUCACUGGAUUGGAAAUGAAAACCUUAGCUGAAAAAAAUGCAGAACAGUUGCUUAUGAGUCCCAACUUAUUGAUGUCUGGCCGACAAGACGCAGCCUGCAGCGCUGUCAUGGGAGCAGCGGUUGCACUAGGGGGUCAAUUGUUUCUUCCACCAAGAAACUGUAGACUCGGUAUGAGUUCUUGUUCGCACUGUAGCGGGGAGAUUAAACAAAUCUGAGUUGAACAUAUUUUCCAAAUCAAAAAAAAUCUGGGCAACUGUAUAAAUUUAAUCGGAGGCAACACGAGUCAUUUCCUUCCAUCCUGCGGAAUAAUUUUACAAAGUAUUUAUACACAUAUUUUAUCGACUUUUAUACACCACAAUGUUGUCAAGUCGCUUGUACCGACAAUAAUGAAAAGCUCCUUUGAUAAACAGUUAAUUAUAUUUUUGAA